AUGGUAGCUACGAGAAAGAUACUCGGUAAAGAUGCGCUAAAGCCACUUCUGCACUUGACUCCUCAACGAAAUGCCUGUGGUAUCUAUUACCUCUAUCACCAACGAAGUCAAGCUGCGAUUUUACUUAUCCACAAUUCGCCCCAUCGUGAUGUACAGAUUGGAGACUUCGGUAGCACUGCCCACGGCAAUGAAGAGGCUUUAUUUCAUGGAAAUAAACUGUUUAGAGGGCUGCUUGGCUACCUUUGGCCUAGGGUACCCACAACGAAGUUCUUUAUGCGGGAAAAGAUAUACGGCGGUUGGCAAGUGAAAAAUAUCAAUCUUGGACCGCCAUCGAAAGUGGCUACAAAGUAUCGUCUUUGCUUCUUUGGUCAUAUACUGAGGAAGUCAGCACAACGCUGUGCUCAAAGUGCUGUGAGGAGUUUUUUAGGUCCAAGCAGGAGUAGGUCACCUGGCCGAAAACCUCGGCGAAGAUGCGGGUAG
Necator americanus (New World hookworm) is the source of this 480-nucleotide messenger RNA. RefSeq lists its product as uncharacterized. The record is from RefSeq and is a predicted model, not a curated record. The coding region runs from base 1 to 480 and encodes 159 amino acids. NCBI's taxonomy places the organism in Eukaryota, Metazoa, Nematoda, Chromadorea, Rhabditida, Ancylostomatidae. The transcript has a single exon.